AUGGAGCCGGGCUCGCUCGGUCCGUCGGUCCCGGCGCGGGGCGAGAGGCGCGGCGCCCCCUGCCGGCCCUCCGUCGGAACACCCGGCCGGGCAACCCCGCCCCGCCCGGACCGCGUGACGGCACGCGCCCUGGGGCCGACGCGCGAGGGCCGGGCGUGCGCCUGCGCAGUCGGCGGCGGGGGGGCCCCCCUCCCCCUCCUCCCCCCCCGCGCAGGCGCGCGAGCGCGGGGUGUGCGCGUGCGCAGCGGGCCGGCCGCUGAGGCGGAGGGGAGGGCGGGGCGCCCACCGACCACCCAGCGACCGUCCUGCUGCCCGUCCUCCUGCCCGUCCUCCAGUCAAUCCUCCAUCCUCCUGCCCGCCCUCCUGUCCAUUCUCCUGCCCUUCCGUGCUCCCGUCGCCAUGGCCCCGGCCGACCACAGAGUCUUCGUGGUGGGAGUUGGCAUGACCAAGUUUGAGAAGCCUGGGCUUCAAGGUGCACUUGACUACCCUGAAAUGGCAAAAGAGGCAGGCCAGAGAGCUUUAGCUGAUGCACAAGUUCCUUAUUCGGCUGUGGAACAAGCGUGUGUUGGCUAUGUUUAUGGCGAUUCCACCUGUGGCCAGAGGGCUGUCUACAGUUUAGGAGUGACAGGCAUUCCCAUCAUCAACGUGAACAACAACUGUUCCACGGGCUCUACGGCUUUGUUCAUGGCCCGACAGCUGAUCCAGGGAGGUUUGGCAGACUGCGUCUUGGCUCUUGGGUUUGAAAAGAUGGAAAAGGGAUCGCUCGGAUCAAAAUACACAGACAGGACCAACCCUUUGGACAAGCACGUAGAAGUGAUGGUGAAGAAGUUUGGCCUUGCCCCAAAGCCAAUAGCUGCUCAGCUCUUUGGAAAUGCCGGGAAGGAACACAUGGAAAAAUAUGGGACAAAAAUAGAACACUUUGCAAAAAUUGGAUGGAAAAAUCAUAGCCAUUCCGUCAAUAACCCGUAUUCCCAGUUUCAGAAGCAGUACAGCUUAGAUGAAGUGAUGAAGUCUAAAAAAAUUUAUGAUUUCCUGACUGUCUUACAAUGUUGUCCGACGUCCGAUGGGGCCGCAGCGGCAGUUCUGGCCAGCGAAGCGUUCGUGAGGAAGCACGGGCUGGAGUUCAAAGCCGUGGAAAUCGUGGCGCAGGAGAUGAUGACGGAUCUCUCGAGUUCGUUCGAAGACAGUUGUAUUAAAAUGGUUGGCUUUGACAUGACUCAAGAAGCUGCCAAGAGAUGCUAUGAAAAGUCGGGUUUGAAACCAAGUGACGUUGAUGUGAUCGAGCUUCACGACUGUUUUUCCGCUAACGAACUCCUUACUUAUGAAGCUUUGGGGCUCUGUCCUGAAGGGAAAGCGGGCGAACUGAUUGAUAGAGGAGACAAUACUUAUGGAGGAAAAUGGGUCAUAAACCCUAGUGGUGGAUUGAUCUCCAAAGGACACCCUCUGGGAGCCACAGGUCUGGCGCAGUGCGCCGAGCUGGUGUGGCAGCUGCGCGGGGCGGCCGGACGCCGCCAGGUCCCGGGGGCCCAGGUGGCCCUGCAGCACAACCUGGGCCUCGGAGGAGCCGUCGUCGUCACCCUCUACAGGAUGGGCUUCCCCGACCGUGCCCGUUCUUUCAGACCUCACCAAAUCGAGGCCGUUCCCACCAGCGCAGCUGUCGACGGAUUUAAGGCGAAUCUGGUCUUUAAAGAGAUUGAGAAGAAACUCGAAGAGGAAGGAGAGCAGUUUGUGAAAAAAAUCGGAGGAAUUUUUGCCUUCAAAGUGAAAGAUGGCCCAGGCGGGAAAGAAGCCACCUGGGUCGUGGAUGUGAAAAACGGCAAGGGUUCCGUGGCCAUCAACUCAGAUAAGAAGGCCGACUGCACCAUCACCAUGGCUGACGCCGACUUGUUGGCUUUAAUGACUGGAAAGAUGAAUCCUCAGUCAGCCUUCUUUCAGGGCAAAUUGAAAAUAACUGGCAACAUGGCCCUGGCUAUGAAGUUACAGAACCUUCAGCUCCAACCCGGCAAAGCUAAGCUGUGAGGAGCGCUUUGGACUACUUGAGAAAGAUCAAGAUGCAGUACCGAUUUCCUUUUGAGAUGCUACACUGGCAUGAGGCAUUUGCAGUCACAUGGAAGCAAUUUGUAUUUAAAUGAAAAAUGAACAGCCCUGUCUUUCUUUUGGCUCUCUCUCCCCCCCCUCCUCCCUCCCCUCCCAGCCCAUCAGUACUGCUGUGGGCUAAACCCUUAGCCUGUUAACUGGGAUCCUACAAAGUAAUGUGGAAAUUAGGGUAUGGGAAGAAUCUGAGGGGCACCAGAUGAAGAACAAUAAAAUCCAAAACAAAAUUUGGGAAGCACUUUGCUUUAAUCAGUCCUUCAAGUCACAGAUCCAGUAUUUAGCAACAGGAUUUCUUUCCAAGUUUCAGAUCUGAAUCGUCCUCCCGAGAAAGCGAAGAGAACAAAAUAGGUGGUGGGCAUUGAUGAGGGUUAUAACGAGAUAAUAAUCCACUUGUACUAAUGUGUUUAAUUAGCUUGGUUUAAAUUCUGGCAUUUUGCAUUUUCAUUUAUUUAGGCAACGGUUCUAAAUCAAAUUAGCAAAGGCAACAAAAUCAGGAUUUGGUUAGAACUAUCUUACAGCUUCUCGGUCUGCUGAACAAACCCUUUCAAGGGGAAAACCGAAACUAUGAAGAUUUUUCUCCUGAAAAUCAGAGUGUUAGAUUAGAAAAAUGCCAUUACUUAUAAUCAAUAGGCCACCAGUUACCUUUGAGGUGUUCUUAAUGCCUCUCUACUUGGGACUAGAGUUAAAUCAUAACUUGGAAAUAAGUGGAAGGUUACUGAUUUUAGAAUUCUCAUUGAUCAGCUAACUUGGCUUACUGCUUUUCUAAUGUGGAUUUUAUCAAAUCUUAUUUUCUUAUAACUUUAGAGUUGGAAUAAAACAAUGGUUUUAAAAGAAUGUUUAAUAGAAAUUAAAUUAGCUUUUCCUGGUUU
This is a messenger RNA of Ornithorhynchus anatinus (platypus), 2963 nucleotides long. It is a transcript of the gene SCP2, whose product is annotated as sterol carrier protein 2. The coding region runs from base 1 to 2019 and encodes 672 amino acids. Gene Ontology annotation, molecular function: acyltransferase activity, transferring groups other than amino-acyl groups. Lineage: Eukaryota; Metazoa; Chordata; Mammalia; Monotremata; Ornithorhynchidae. The record is from RefSeq and is a predicted model, not a curated record. The transcript has 17 exons.